This is a messenger RNA of Sitodiplosis mosellana (orange wheat blossom midge), 2413 nucleotides long. RefSeq names its product zinc finger protein 234-like. The record is from RefSeq and is a predicted model, not a curated record. NCBI's taxonomy places the organism in Eukaryota, Metazoa, Arthropoda, Insecta, Diptera, Cecidomyiidae. Bases 494 to 2167 code for a protein of 557 amino acids. Gene Ontology annotation, molecular function: RNA polymerase II cis-regulatory region sequence-specific DNA binding; DNA-binding transcription factor activity. Gene Ontology annotation, biological process: regulation of transcription by RNA polymerase II. The transcript is spliced from 3 exons.
AGUAGAGCAGAGCAUAUGCGACGGCACACAAAAGAGAAACCAUUCCAUUGCAUAAUAGAAGGAUGUAACGAAAGACAGUUUUCGUACACUACAAAUUUUCGACGAUAUAAAUUCAAAGUACACGGCAUAUUAACGAAGAAAAUCCCAUGCUCAGUGUGUGGCGAUGUUUUUCCAGAAGUAUUUCUGUUGAAACAGCACAUGCGGAAACAUUGAAUAAAAUUUAUUUUUUUAUUGUUAAUCUGAAGAAAAAUUUAUAAUCCAAUUUAUUGUAUUGCAAUUCAAACUUCAUUGUAAUGGAAAAUGAACUGUUGGUACUUUAGAAUGUAAACAAAAAUACUCAAGUCAAUCCGAAUGAGUUUGACGUUUCGAAGGUAAACAAUCGAAGUUGACUUGACAUUUGGAAAUAAAAACGUUCAAAUGAAAAUCCGUCGCUUAUUAUUAAACAAGAAAUCGGCUUUAUUUAUUGGUUCAAUCGGGGCUAUUACAUAGAAAUAUGACCACAACGAGAGCGGUUCAUCAAUGUUUGUUUUGUCCUCAAACAUUCGGCAGUGCCGCUGAUAAAGAUGACCACACUCUGGAGCAUUUUGCCCAAGAGACUUGCGAUGACUGCGAUCAAAAUUUGAUUCGAAUUGGUGCCAAUUUGUAUACUCUACACAAUGCAGUAACGUGCAUUAAAAGAGAAUUUAAAAUGGAGCAACAUUUCGAAUCGUGUUACGUUGAACAUCAACUGGCACCGAAUGAAGAACAGAAGGAAUGCAUUGAUAUUCAUUCCGCUAAUUUGGAAACAAACACUACAAAUGUAAUUCAAGUGAAAACAGAAGUCGAAACUGAAAAUCAAUCAGAAGAAUUACAAGAUCAUUCACACGCUAUAAAUAAAUUAGAAACGCCUCACACAUCUGGGGAGGCCACUGGUGCAAUUACUGGUGGUCAAAGUGACGAUGAACAAAUACCACCCGACGAUCAUGGGUGGUUGCAUAGUGAUUCUAGUAUGGACUCGAUUUGCACAGGAGAACUAGAUACUAAGACGAAAUCAGUUUUGCAAUAUAAUUAUGAUGAUAUACCUAGAGAUGCCUUGAGAGAAAAGCCAAAAGAGCAAUUGAACUUUAAUCAAACCCGAUUCAACUGCACAGUUGAACCUCAACCCAAGGAGGCAAAAUUGGCUAAAAUAUCUCAGGAGCAACCAGAAGAGUGUAAACCACUCUCUCAGAGAUGCUCAGAAUGGGACACAAUGGAAUCGCAUUUUUGUGAGAAGUGUUCAAACAGUUUCCUGACGAUUGAAGAGCUAAACGAACACGCAUCGGAAUGUUUUGUUCCAAAUACUGACGGAUCAUUCGAAUGUAAUAUAUGCCAGAAGAAACUAAGCUCAAUAAGAACUCUCAAGCAGCAUAGAGUAUUGAAACACACACCGGCCGGGACAAAUGUUUGUAGAAGAUGCGCCAAAGUAUUUGUGACCGAAAAAGAAUUGGAGAAACAUCGUCCAGAAUGCAUAUCAAAAUGGAAAAAUCGAUUCGGAAUCAGAAAAAUAGUAAAUGCAAAUGCCACGGUCGAGUGUUAUCUAUGCAAAUCAAAUUACAAGUCAAUAUCCUCCCUUUUGUCACACAUGCGAUGGAAACACACGAUGGAUAAUGUCAAAUAUAAAUGCAACAUCUGUGAAAUGGGAUUUUUUGCGAAAUCUUUGCAAGACAUGCACAUGAAACGUCACAAUGAACCGUUAAACGAUCAAAAAGUUAUGUGCAAUGUAUGCGGAAAGUUCCUAACGAAAGGUUAUUCGAUUAAGAAUCACAUGAAAGUUCAUUCUGGUGACAAACCAUUUCCAUGUACCCACGUUGGAUGCUCAAAAUCGUUUCCAACCAAAACCGCUAGAUUUAUACACUUGAGAUCGCAUAAUCCAGAAGAUAGACUAAAAUGUCCGCAUGACGGGUGUUCGAAAUCUUUUCUCAGUAAACCAUCUCUAACAAUACACCUACGUUCACACAGCGGCGAAAAACCGUUUAAAUGUCCUCAUGAAGGCUGCCGAAAAUCCUUUGUGACCAAAAGUAUUAUAGCAUCACACAUGCUGAUCCAUACGGGAGAGAAGCCAUUCAAAUGCGAGCAUUAUGGAUGUAAUAAGGAAUUCCGAACAAAAGGUGCAAGAGAUCGACAUAUGGGUACAAACGCGCAUAAAUAGUUGCUUUUCAAUUCCAAAAAACCCUCAGUCCCGAUUGGUCUGCCUUCAUCUUUUAACGAAAAGAACCACAAUCUCAAAGUUUAACGGCAACUACAGUACGACAGGUGUGUUUUUAGGCUGUUAAGAUAGCAUAAAGCCCCUAAAUUAGAUUUGAUAUAGGCAGUACUUAAAUGAAAUUGUAUGUUAAUUGAAAUAUUCAUUUACUUCAAUCCAAUAAAAAAAGACGAUGGAGUUUUCUCAAACUUA